This is a messenger RNA of Zophobas morio, 2461 nucleotides long. RefSeq names its product blood vessel epicardial substance-B-like. NCBI's taxonomy places the organism in Eukaryota, Metazoa, Arthropoda, Insecta, Coleoptera, Tenebrionidae. The record is from RefSeq and is a predicted model, not a curated record. The coding region runs from base 659 to 1936 and encodes 425 amino acids. Gene Ontology annotation, biological process: skeletal muscle tissue development; striated muscle cell differentiation; heart development. Gene Ontology annotation, molecular function: cAMP binding. Gene Ontology annotation, cellular component: sarcolemma. The transcript is spliced from 6 exons.
CAUUUAUUUUUACACAAAUGUGUCAUUAGUUUAUAGGGAUGCAUUUUUAUUUUUUUAACAAACUUUCUGCCCUUUAUCACCCUCAAGCGAUAAUUCUUUUUUUUUAAUAUUUCCGAAUACGUCCCUGUCUAUUGCGACAAAAGCGUCCAGUUCCGUAAGAAUUUGCUGAAACAGCAUCGCGUUAUUUCAUUCUGUGUUGUAAUAAUGACGGGCGGCGUGUUUCGGUUUAUGAAUUUUACCGUGAAAAGAUUUGGGAAAAAGGUGGUUUUGUUGAACUAAAUGGUGGCUUCUGUGAAGUGUGCGUGUAUUUGAAUGUUUUCGAGGGAGAACGGAUGAUUUUAUUGCCUGUUUUCAAUGUCUCCGUCCCUGCCCCCAACGCCGACGUAACAGCCCGCUAUCGAUUGGACGAAUACAAUGAGGCAGUCGUCCAAUUCGGGCGCUUUUCCUCUAAUCUCGAGAAAAUCCCUGUGUGUUCUUCUGGGAAACAGUAGAAUGGGGCGUGUCGAUGAGGUUACACCGCACGCCGUUCCAAUUUUCUCCUAAAUAUUUGAGCGCAAAACAACAAUCCGCGACGAUGCACCUACCGAAGCCGUCACCGAGCAUAUCAUCAACCAGAACCAUCGAGAAGACCUGAUAAUAAUAUGUCCAAGGAAGCACAAUGGAAGUUCCUUUGAUCCAGUCGAGGACUCACAUGUCCAAAAUCGUCAUCAAAACCAACUACUCCACGAAGAAGCCGUCGACGAUGACACCACCGAAGAACUUCACGUAUCUGCCGGAGAACGCCACCUGGAGCAGCACGGAGAUCUACAAUCUGACCAACACCUCGGACUACGACUACGACUUCCAGACGUUCAACACGAGCGCAGGGGCGGAGGGGGAUUCCUGGGCCCUCUGCAAGGAGUGGACUCCGGCGCAGCACCCGCUUUUCCAGACGGCGAACUUCUUCUUCGCUGCCGCUUUCUUAGUGCCUAGUAGCUUUAAACAGAGCGUUCUCAUCGUCAGGGCUCUCCUGUCAAUUGGUUAUUUCUUCUUAACAGUUUGGGGAGGAGUAGAAGUCUGCGCCCCCGACAUCCUCCUCUGGAACUCUCUUCUCGUCAUCCUCAACCUAACACACACCGCCUUACUAGCCUGGAGAUUCCUUCCACCCACUCUCACCCUCGAGUUAACCGAUUUAUACAUGAAAGUCUUCAAGCCGCUGCGAGUAAGCCGCAAACACUUCAAAGAACUGGUCAAAGAAGCCAGAGUGAUGACGCUAGAGCGGGGAGACAUCUACGCAGUAGAGGAUGUCAGCCCGGCCGACGAAAGACUGUCUAUUUUGCUCAAAGGAAAACUGCGCGUAACUUGUGAUGACACACACCUGCAUUUCAUCAACGUUCACCAGUUCGUCGACUCCCCCGAAUGGGAGUCGAACCACGAACAAUCCGACGACGUUUUCCAAGUGACCAUCACCGCUGAAGAAGACAGUGUGUACUUAUGCUGGCCUCGGAUGAAGCUGGAGCGGGUCUUGAGGCACCGACCGGUGCUCAAAGUCAUCCUGGACUCCAUCAUAGGUAAAGACAUCACGCAGAAACUCUACGCCUUGAACGAGCAUUUAACCGGGCUAAGCGACGAGCGCAGCAGGGGCCGUAGGGACGAAAUUUGGGCCAAAGCCCACAACCGCAGCAUGUCCAUGGACGCCGUCAACACCGGCACCACCGGCCUGGUGCGCUCGCAGGCUUACAAGGUCUCCCACAGGAAGAGUUCGCUGAAUUCCACCGAAAUGGGGUCCCUCGGCAAGCUGCAGACCCAGUGCUGGGUGCCGCUGGUGGCCAACCAGUUCCCGGCGACGUCGCCCUUCAUGGGCCAGUCGAACCUGCGCAUCCCCGAGGUGCACUCCAACAAGCGCUCGUUGCGGCGGAAAGAGCGCGAGGUCAAGUUCGAGAAGCCAGCCAAAUGAGACUCUAGUGCGUGCGGGGUUGCAGAGGAAUUUUCACAUUCUGACGUUGGUAAUAGUGUUAAAAUUUACUCGAUGUUUGCGUUCGUUUUAUAACACGAAUCAGGCCUUAAUUUCGUGCACUCUCAUGCUAGAUAUCGAUCGUAUCUUUCUUUAUUCAAGAGUUGUUGAUUCAUAUAAGCUACAUGAAAUUGACCACAAAAUUGUGCCUUUGGUGCGCAUAAGGGAGACGUUCAGAGGUUAUGUUUCGGUUUAAGUGGAGUAUCAUCGUUUUACAGCACGCAUUCAUCUCGGAAAUAGCAAUCAAACCAGAUUAUUAUCAGUAAUUCCACAAAUUUGCCUUCCAAUCAAAAACUUCAAUUUUAACUGUAGCGGUUUAAGGGAGACUACCUAUAGGGUUUGCUACGAAUGUUUUAUAAACUGCUGUAAUAUAUUAUAUUAUAAAUGUUAGCGAUAUUUAUAUGUGUAUAUAUUUAUAUUUGUAUGUUUAUAUCUGUCGUGUUUAUAAGUUAUUAAUAAAAUUGUUUC